AUUUGGAAAAUAUACACUUCCCAAUGUAUUUAAAUUGUUAUGUACUGUGAAGCUAAUCGAGGUGUUAUCUCUAUGAUGAUGCAUUGUAGUUUUAAUUUUAAAUGUAUUACCUUCCACGUAGUUUUGCAUAACAGAGGUUAAAAAAUCUGGUGUUUCCUGUAUGUAACAUUUGACUUGAGGUAAGGCAAAUUAGAUAAGGAGCCCGCACUUAAGAUCUCGACUAUUUAUUUCAAUAGGUAUUAUUUGUAUAAUAGAAAAAUGAUUCCAAUAAUUUUUUCGAGAUUUAUCAGUUGACGGCAGAAACAUUUACCUUCUCUAAUGCAAUAGAUUAACUUCAAUUUGCUGAUUUUUUUUUUUUUUUAAGAAUUCAAUUUGCUGAAGUUUAUUUCAAUGUGAUUGUAAUAUUUUUCUUUCGGUUGUUGUUUCCCAUAGCUGAUAUUCUUAAACUUGGUCUAGUAAAUCACAAGACAGGUUGUUCAUGAAGUUAAGAAAUGGAAUUGAUGAUGGUUAGAAACACUUCAUAAAAAAUGACGGUGAGAGAACUACUGAAGAAGGAUCUAAGUUUUUCUGAGUCAUACAAAAGAUUUUGCUGUUAGUAUAUGUUAGUGAAUAACUCAUUGUUGUGUCUGUGGCACAUGGAAAGCUUCUUUGUAAGAUCACAUAAUUCCAGAAAUUUGCUGCCUCUAGUGAGUUUUUUUUUUUUUAAUAGCUGAAUUACAUGAGUUAUUUUUAGAGAAAGUGGGUUGUGGUGAGGCUGCACCAACAUCUCCUGGCAAAGAACCUUAUGAAACUAGGAUCAUGAAAUGUGUUACAUCUCAAUCCUUCCCUGAUUCACAUUAAAGAAUUUACUUACCUUAUAAAAAAAGAUUGAUUAAAGGAGCAUAUGAAAGCUGUGGUCUAAUGUUUGUAAUGAACUUCUGUCCUUUCUAUUUUCUGCAGGAUUGUUCUAACUUCAGUAAUAUAACAACUUAAUUUCUUUUGGUGAAGUUUAUAGUUGUUGCACAUCAUAGUGUUGAAUUCAUUGUCUUCACUUAGUAAUACUGUUGCUUUUGAGGAUGACCGACGUGAAAAAAACUUUGAAUGGUGCUGUAAUGGCUUUUAGAAAGCACAGCCCUUUUGUAAUGGAGUGUUUGAAGGAGCCUUAUGACGACACACAAUUGAGAUGGAAUGUAGCUGAUCUUUUGACAAGAGUUGCUAGUAAAUUUUCCGUCAAUGGUAAUCUUUCCGGUAGAAAGAGGGAGAUCAAAUUUCAACCCUCGUUUGUUUACUUCCCUAUCGGUCAUAACAAUAUUACCAGAUACUUCUCGGCACCAGCAACGGAAACUGAGAAAGCUAAACAAGAUACGCUGUUCAAAACUAUCCUCAAAGAAGCCGUCACAUUUCACUUUUGGAAUGGCUUAACUUCGGCUAUGGUUCCAGAGGCUGGCAGCCUUGCACACCGGCUCAUUAAUUACAAUUGCCUACGUUGCUCUGACACAUUGUGAAACACCAUUAAAGCAGAUGGAUGACCUUUUAAAGCAUUUUUGUUUUCAUGCCAUUAGAUAUACCUCACAGCUUUUAAAGAUAUUCCGGUGGUUCUUCAUCCAUAAUUUUUGUUGUACAAAAUAUGAAUCUCCAGUUGGUUGCCUUUCUGGACCUUGUGUUUUUAGUCUAUAUUAGUUGUUGUAGAUUCCCUCGAGGGACGAAUUAAGAGGUCCUGCUUUUUGUAGCUGAGUUCUUACUGUAUAUUUCCCCUUGUGAGUUUUGUAGAACUAUUUGUAGUCAUUGGCAACAGGACAAUGAUAUAUUUAAAUGAUGUUCUUGUAUGUAA
Messenger RNA from Solanum lycopersicum (tomato), 1810 nucleotides. RefSeq lists its product as uncharacterized. The record is from RefSeq and is a predicted model, not a curated record. NCBI's taxonomy places the organism in Eukaryota, Viridiplantae, Streptophyta, Magnoliopsida, Solanales, Solanaceae.